AUGUGCCUGCUCCUCAACUUCGUCCACAAGCUUCACCAACCGGACUGUCCCCCUUGGAAGAGCUGGUUCCUCCGCAGCAUCAGGGGGGACGUUGGCGACUGCUCUUCGGCUCCUUCCUUCCUCGAGGUCAUCGUCCGCCGGGGGCUCCCCACGUACAGGGCCAUCACCCGUGUGGCGCUUGGGGACGGGCGCACUACCUCCUUCUGGCAUGACCGCUGGUGCCCCGGUGGUGCUCUCUGCUUCGAGUACGCGGCGCUCUUCUCCUACUCCACGCGCCCCAACGCCUCCGUGGCGGCGGUCGCCCUCGACGGUCUUCAUCUUCAGAGACGCCUCUCCUCUGUAGCUGCUUCUCAGCUGGGAGAGGUCCGGGCUCUCAUCCGUGCCCUGCAGCUUGGUGACACUCCGGACCGCCGGUUCAUGGCUUGGGGCGAGGACCUAGCGUUCAGCUCACGCGCUGCGUUUCGGGUUCUCUCCUCCAAUGGAGUGCUCUGUCAGACCUCCAUCGACAUUUGGUGCUCCAAACUUCCCAGGAAGAUCAAGAUCUUCGCUUGCUUGCUGGCUCGUGACCGCCUCAGCACGCGUGUGAACCUGUUCGCGAAGAACUGCGCCCCCUCUAGUAUGUGUGCCUCCUGCUCCGCGGAGGAGACUGCUGUGCAUAUUUUCACCUCGUGCGCGCGCGCAGCCUCCACCUGGCGCCGCCUUGGACUGGGCCCCUUCGACUCGGUUGGCGGGAUUCUCUCCUCGCCCCCGGGAGCUCCGACCUCGCCUCCGCUCUGGAAGGACGGGCUCCUAGUGCUGCUUUGGCAGAUCUGGAAAGCCCGGAACAACGCCACGUUCAACGGCGUCGACCGCGACGUUGGCGACAUCCUCUCCAGAACUGCGGACGACAUCAUGCUCUGGAGCCGCCGUUACAACGCUCCUGAUCGCGCGCUGUUCCUGGAGACGCAUGGAUCGAUUGGUUCAUGGGUUGAAAGAGAGGGCGAAAGAGCAGAAUACUCCGGGCCACAACUUCCGGAGGACAUCUGGUGUCAUAUACAUUCCCUACUACCAAUGCGAGAUGCUGCCCGAGCUGCUUGCGUGUCUCGUGCCUUUCUAAGUUUAUGGAGAUGCCAUCCAAAUCUUACAUUCAGUAUGGAAGCACUGGGCAUGAAUAUGAAUCCGUGUGGAGAGGAUGAAAUAGGAAAUUUCACCAAAAAAGUUGACCGCAUCUUAAAAAACCGCUCACGCACUGGUGUGAAGACACUCAGGAUUGUUUUCCGUUAUUCCAAUGCUAUGGUCAGCAAUGUUGAUAGGUGGCUUCAGACAGCUGUUACACCUGGGAUUGAAGAACUCACUGUUCAGCUUACACCCGGGAUUGAAGAACUCACUGUUCAGCUUACACCUGGGAUUGAAGAACUCACUGUUCAGCUAUCUUCAGCAUCGGGACCAUACUACAACUUCCCAUGGUCUCUUUUAGCUAAUGGGAAUGGAAACUCGAUGCAGCGUCUACACCUUUCCCAUUGUGUUUUCUCUCCCAGCGUUGAACUUGGCUUGAAAAACAUGACAAGGCUUGAUUUGUGUUAUGUCAGUAUCACAGAGGAGCAGCUGGGGUGCCUUCUUCACAAUUGCUUUGUUCUCCAAUGGAUGCGACUCUCACAAUGCAGUCCGCUAACUUGCCUUAAGAUUCCGUUCCAUCUGCAACAGCUCAGAUACCUGAAGGUGUUUGAAUGCAGGUCUCUACAGGUGAUAGUGAUAGAAGCUCCAAACCUCGUCAGUUUUAAUUUUCAUGAUUCCCACCAGGUACAGAUAUCAUUUGGAGUAGCAUUACAAUUGAAGAAGCUCGGCAUGUCCCAUCCUGGUGCUGUAUGUUAUGCUCGUGCUGAUCUCCCAUUGAGCUUGCCAAAUGUUGAAGAUCUUUCCCUGAGUUCAUGUAGUGAGAUGGUCGAUACACCAAUGCUGCCUAGCAAAUUCUUACACCUCAAGUACUUGAGUGUCAGUCUUUGUACAGUGACAUUUUCGCCUGCCUAUGACUAUUGUUCUCUCAUAUCCUUCUUUGAUGCUUCUCCUUCCUUGGAGACUUUCUUCUUGAAUGUGUUGCAGAAAGACAUGAAGCAUGAGUCAAUCGUGGGAGACCAUUCAAAUUUGAGGCAGGUACCAGGACACCGCCAUGAUAACCUGAAGACAGUGAAGAUCAUUGGUUUCUCCUCGGCGAAGAGCUUGGUUGAGCUGACAUGCCAUAUCAUUGAGAACGUGACGUCACUCGAAUGCCUUACAUUGGAUACCACACGAGGACAUCCUUGGGCCAGCUGCUCAUCCAACAGUACUGGCAAGUGCUUGCUGUUGCACUUGGAUUUUUUGGCGGAAGCUGGCAAGGGGCUCUCGGCUAUCAGGAGCUAUGUUGAGCCAAAGGUUCCCUCCAGAGUCAAGCUAAAUGUCGUGGAGCCUUGCCGCCGAUGCCAUGACCUCGAGCCGACGCCAUGA
Triticum aestivum (bread wheat) is the source of this 2460-nucleotide messenger RNA. RefSeq lists its product as uncharacterized. NCBI's taxonomy places the organism in Eukaryota, Viridiplantae, Streptophyta, Magnoliopsida, Poales, Poaceae. Gene Ontology annotation, molecular function: protein binding. Bases 1 to 2460 code for a protein of 819 amino acids. The record is from RefSeq and is a predicted model, not a curated record. The transcript has 5 exons.